Molecule: messenger RNA, 2378 nt
Organism: Phycodurus eques (leafy seadragon)
Lineage: Eukaryota; Metazoa; Chordata; Actinopteri; Syngnathiformes; Syngnathidae
Gene: max
Product: myc associated factor X
Exons: 5
Coding region: 190-792 (200 amino acids)
Biological process (GO): positive regulation of transcription by RNA polymerase II
Cellular component (GO): RNA polymerase II transcription regulator complex
Molecular function (GO): protein dimerization activity; DNA-binding transcription factor activity
Source: RefSeq, a predicted model, not a curated record
UGGUGUGUGGAGUGGAGUCACGUGGAGACAGUCCACACGGUUCUGUCCAAACAGAACGUGAGCGAGUGAGUCGCUCGCUGCUACUAGCAAGUACUCAGUCUGUCUGUUAGAGCGCCGCUGGGCUGCUAAACCGAUUCAUGUUGUUUUUUUAGCCACGGGUCCCUUUAUACUUGACCAUUUCAUCGAAGAAUGAGUGAUAACGAUGAUAUCGAAGUCGAUAGUGACGAAGACUCACCGAGAUAUCACAAUGUGGCUGACAAACGCGCACAUCACAAUGCGCUGGAGCGCAAGCGUAGGGACCACAUCAAAGACAGCUUUCACAGCCUCCGGGACUCUGUGCCUGCCUUGCAGGGAGAAAAGGUUGGUAACAGUACUGGUGCAAACCACAACAGUCAGUCUACCAAACAGGCGUCUCGAGCUCAAAUCCUAGACAAAGCCACAGAGUACAUCCAGUACAUGAGGCGAAAAAAUCACACGCACCAGCAGGACAUUGACGACCUGAAGAGACAAAACGCGCUGCUGGAGCAGCAAGGUAACGCCUCAACUUUGUGUCAUCUCCGUCUUCACCUCUGCCAGGAGUCGACAGGAUGUGAACUAGCUUAUGUGCGCGCGCUGGAGAAGGUGAAGGGCUCGGCGCAGCUUCAGACCAACUACUCGUCAUCCGACAGCAGCCUCUACACCAACCCAAAAGGCAGCGCCGUGUCGGCGUUCGAUGGCGGCUCCGACUCCAGCUCUGAGUCUGAACCCGAGGAGCCUCCCAACCGCAAGAAGCUGCGUGUGGAGGCAAGCUAGGAAGCGCCCGGCGCGUCAAAAAGCAGGUAUGAGGCCAGAGAUGGGGCCUCACAUGAAAGGCAAGACGAAGCCUUUUAAACGCUCUCGAGGCUCUUUGACCUUUCCACCUGACACGCCCCAACUCCCCACCCUCUCCCUCCCUUCUGGGUGGGCUCGCACUGGAGACUCAUGACCCCUCAAAACUCCUCUAAAAUGCCUCCUAGAGCAAGGAGGGUGGAGGGUUAAAAUUUUCUUCUCGCAACAAUUCAAAACCCCAAAAAGAGGCAGCUCGGCUACUUAAGAAUUUUUUUAUUUUUAUUUUUAUGUUCUGCUGCCAUGCGUUUGUGUACGGGAACAGCAGGUGCACACCAGACAAAGUCCUAAGCACUGCUAUAUAACGUAUACAGUGGACCCUGCUAUUGGCGGGGGAUAGGGACCGAGCCUGACCACGAAUAGUGAAUUUCAACUGACUGUCAAUCACAAAUCUAAUGGCUGUUGUUAUAUUUUUGAUUGGAUAAGUACAUUGAGUGAAGGUUCCACGUACACACACACCAGCCUUAUGCCUUCCACCGUGAGACCGUGGUUAAGCUUACAACUAGAUUGGGGGGCGCAGUUACAGCUGACAGUAACCAUUCAUUAUCGAAAUUAAAGAGACACUCCAAUAUAACAACCAUAACGUAAACAGUAUUUGGCCAUGAAAAUAAAAUAUUUUUUUGUGAAUAAUGGAGGAUGGGUAAAGGAAUGGAAAAAAAGAAAAAGAAAACACCAAUAGGUGAAUUUGCAAAAGCUGAACUGUGACUGCGAGGGUCCACUGUAUUUUGUUUGUUUUGAACUAAAACACACACCAAGAUCAAAUGUUCUGGACAAUUUUAUCUUUUUGAACUUCUACCACCACAAAUUGUACAUUUGUAGCUUUUUCCACUUAAGAAUGUGAAGACCCCCCAAGGAGAAAUGUUUAGUGACACCCACCUCAGGCUCACUGGAUUGCAGAUGUUUUGAGCUGCGACACAUUUGUUAAUGAAAUUUAAGAAGAAAAAAAAGUUCCUGUGUUGAAAUGGAUGUAUUGAUUGAAUUCGAAUAAUAUUCCUAAACUUGUAUUGUGUUUUGUCCUUUAGCUUGAAGUAGUGAAUGACUUUAGGUGGCCGAACACAUUAGGCAGCUUGUUUGAUAGACAAUUACAUAAAAAAAAAAAGAUUUGUAAUGAUUGGAUGUUUUCAAGCUCAAAUGUAUGUUAUGCAUUUUGUAGUCAUCUCACAGGUCAUGGAAAAGAUCACUUAAACCGGAAUGUUCCAAAGUAGCUCCUGUCGUUUGCAGUAAACGGAAGCCAGUGAAGCCCCCCCCCGCCGUUGACGUAUUGUGCUUUACUAAGUCCCAAAAUCCAUGUUGCUGAAACUUCCCCAAGGAAAAAAAAAAAAAAAAAAGUGUCUCGGAAGUGUGUCUGUACAUCGGUUCAAUUUUCUUUCCAUUCAAGAGGAUAUGAUUAGUGUCUUUGUCUGAUUCCAUUCCAUGGAAAUUACAAGUAUGUUGUACAUACUGCCAACAAUUGUCUUGCAAGUUGAGGCCUACCUUUAAUAUGAGACUAUAAAAUAAACUAUUUUAUCCUUUAA